Molecule: messenger RNA, 3846 nt
Organism: Drosophila sulfurigaster albostrigata
Lineage: Eukaryota; Metazoa; Arthropoda; Insecta; Diptera; Drosophilidae
Product: RNA-binding protein 25
Exons: 6
Coding region: 440-3697 (1085 amino acids)
Biological process (GO): regulation of alternative mRNA splicing, via spliceosome; mRNA processing
Cellular component (GO): spliceosomal complex
Molecular function (GO): mRNA binding
Source: RefSeq, a predicted model, not a curated record
GUCUCUUAUAGCAGCGGCCGCAGUGGUGAAAAUUUGAGAAUAGCAACAUUUUCAUCGAAAUUUGUUAAAUUGACUGUGCAUGAAGAAAGAAGUUUGCAUUAAGCGUCACGCUAGUUAAUUAAUACGUAUGUGAAAGUGUUGAAAAGGCGCACGCUUCUGUUUAGUUUUAGCGACGCAAAACACACACAAAAAAGAUAUUCAACUGGCUGGCUGCUCACAAAUAAAUAUCGUACACGAUUCACAUUCACUCUCAUACAAUAUUACCGUGUGCGUGCCUUCGCGUGUGUGUGUGUGUGCGGACGGGCGAGCGUGUGUGCAAGUGUGUGUGCGUGUGUCGGCUUUAAUUUGCACGCACGCCAACAACAAAUACACACACAAAUACAGUACAUAUUAGUUAAGGAAAAGUAAAAAAAAGAAGCGCAGGAAAACAGCAACAAAAAUGUCAUAUCCACCGCGUGCGCCGAUGCCGCCAUAUAUGAAUGCAUCGAUACCAUCGAUUCCACCGCCGCAUCUAAUGCCGCCGAUGGGAAAUCCUCCGCCACGCAGUUACCGCAACUCGGCAACGAUCAGUUCACAGCCCACAGUGUAUCAUCGACCACCAGAGCCGCAGCCACAAUUCCGUGGUCCCAUCAUCACCGUCUUUGUGGGCAACAUUAGCGAACGUGUUCCCGAAUCGCUGCUCAAACGCAUUCUGGCCACCUGCGGUGUGGUGAUCAACUGGAAGCGUGUCUCCACCUUUGGAUUCUGUGAAUUCGAUGGUCCAAUUGCUGCGAUGCGCGCUGUGCGUCUGCUCAGCGAGCUGGAGAUUGAUGGCAAAACGCUGCUGGCCAAGGUGGAUGCCAAGAACAAAGUCUUGAUUGAGGACUACAAGGAGAAGGAGUGCAAGAAUGGCGAAGGAGGUGGCGGAGGAGGAGGCGGUGGUCAUGGGAAUACUUUGGAUGAAAAGACUGAAGACGAGUAUGCGACAAGUCAAAUGCACGAAUUGCUCGAGGAGCACAAGCAUGAGUUCGAUGGCUUCGAUGGCAGCAAUCGUGGUGAUUUAUAUGGUGCCAGUGGUGGCAAUAGUCGCAAUAAGAAAGCGCGACGUGGCGAGGAUGAUUUGAAGAUCAAAUCGUUAAAUGACAAUGCCCUGGAGGAGGAGAAACGUAAUUUGAUUAGCAGCGAAAUUGGUAAAUUUCGCAAGCGUGCCGAGGCCGAUGAGCAUCGCAAGGAGCUUGAGAAAGAGAAGGAAAAGGAGAAGCAGCUGGCCAGCAAGGAGAAGGAAAAGGAGCGUGAGCGUGAUCGCGAGCGUAAGAAGCAACGCGAUAGCGAACGCAAAACCAGCAGCAGUAGUACCAGCGGAGCACCAGCAGGAAGUGCAAGCAAAAAUGCAGCCAACACCUCGAACAGCAGCGAAGUCGACGAGGUGUUGGAGAUUAGCGACAAGGAGCCCGGAAGCAGCAGCAGCAAUAAGGAGCCAUCGGCGAGCACAACAAGUCGCAGUCGCAAAGAGUCCGCGGUGGUCACCAUCGAUGCGUCGCCGCCACGCCACAAGGAGCACAACAACAAGGAUCGCAGCAGCAGCAAUGCCACCGCCUCAGCCGCUGCCGGCGGCAGCAGCAGCAAUAACAACAACAGCAGCAGCGGCGACAAUACCAGCACAACAAAGGCCAACGACAGUGGGCGACGUCGACGGUCCAAAUCACGGACCAAGGAUCGUGAGCGUGAUCGCGAGCGAGAGCGUGAGAUGCGCGAGUUGCGUGAACGCGAAAUGCGAGAGCUGCGCGACAAGGAGCGCGAAAGGGAACGCGAACGGGAGCGUGAGCGUGAAAGGGAACGUGAACGCGAGCAGCGGGAUCGGGAACGGGAUCGCGAACGUGAGCGUGAACGCAUGGAGAUGCGGGAUCGCGAUCGAGAUCGUGAACGGGAGCGGGAACGUGAGCGAGAGCGUGACGAGAAGGCCAACAAACCGGUGCGUGAUGCGCGUCGGGAAAAGGAAAUGGAGGAGGAGCUGAGGGAGCGCAAGAAGGCCGAGAAGAAGGCGCGGGAGAAAGAGUCCGCCUACCAGGAGCGACUUAGCAACUGGGAGAUUCGAGAGAUGCGCAAGGCCAAGGAGAACGACAAGCAUCGUCUGAAGGAGCUGAUGCGUCAGGAGGAACGUGAGAAGGAUGCGAAACGUCUUAAGGAAUUCGUCGAGGAUUACGAUGACGAACGUGACGAUGCGCUUUAUUAUCGCGGCCGUGAGCUGCAACAGCGUCUGGCGGAGCGUGUGCGUGAAGCGGACGCCGAUUCCAAGGAUCGCGAGAAGGAAGCAGACGAACUGUCCGAGCUGAAGAACAAAAUCUUUAGCGGCGACUACGAGAAUCCCUCGCAGGAGUUUGAGAAAGCGCGUCGCGAAAUCGAGAAGCUCUACGAACCCAAGAUACUGAUCAAUGUGAAUCAAGAGGCGGCGCUGCGACGCAGCCAAGAGGAUGCACAGUUGGAUGCGUUGCAACAGGAGCGACGCAAGGGCAGCAGCGAUGCGUUAUAUGACAGUGUUGUGGAGAUGACGGGAGUGCACAGCAAGGUGCCGCCAUCGGAGGAUUCCAUAUCGACCAUUGAUGAUCAUGCCUCGAUGGCGGACACGGCAUCCAAUGCCAGUUACUCGCAUCUCAAAAACAGCAGCAGCAACAACAACAUUAGCAACAACAACAAUCAGUCGGGCGGCGAUAGUGUGAGUCGACAGAACAGCGAAUCACGCGAUUCCUUGUCCAACAUUCACACGCCCACCAUGAACAAUGCUCUCGAUAAUCUGGAUCAUGGUGGCGGCGGAGGAGAUAGAGGAACCAGUGCUUCUGCUGCCGCCUCUGCUUCUGCAACGCCGCCGAUAAGCAUGCCGCUCAUCUCGCUCACGUUGGGCAACAAUCUCAAGAAAAAGAAGAUCGAGGCAACGGGAGUGUUUGUCAACGACGACGACAACGAUGAGAACAUCAAUCCCAAGAAGCGCAAACUGGUGCCAUUAGACUAUGAUGACAACAUUGGGAACAGCUCAACAACAGCGACGGCUAGUGCAACGCAGACGGCCGCGGAGCGUCAAAGUUCUGCUGUAUCAGCGGCGACUGCGGCUGCCGCUGCCGUUAGCCAAAAGAUAGCCAAUGCCAGCGGUGGGGCGAGUGUUGGCUCCACAUCAUCGGGCAGCGGUGGUAAUGGCGGUGGCAGCAGUGGCAAGGGGAGCAGUAGUGGUGGCGGCAAACACGGUGGCAACGCUGGCAGCAAUAGUAACAGCAACAACAGCGGCAGCAAACAGCACGGUAAGAAUGAUGCAGCUGCAUCUGCGGGCAGCGCAGAUGCUGCGGCGACAAACACCAAAAAGGAUGAAAAUGGUGCAAAGGUGCAUGAUGAAAAACGCCGCCAUAUAAAAAGCAUUAUUGACAGGAUACCCACACAAAAGGAGGAGCUAUUUAAUUAUAAGCUUGACCGCAACGAGAUUGACAGCGGUCUAAUGGAACGCAAAAUACGUCCAUGGAUCAAUAAGAAAAUCAUCGAAUAUAUCGGUGAGCCCGAGCCAACAUUGGUCGACUUUAUCUGCUCCAAAGUCUUGGCCGGCAGUCCACCCCAAAGCAUACUCGACGAUGUCCAAAUGGUGCUGGAUGAGGAGGCUGAGGUGUUUGUGGUGAAAAUGUGGCGCCUGCUGAUUUACGAACUGGAUGCCAAGAAGAGUGGCAUCGCCGGCAAGUAGUAAAAAUGGCAUAAGUGGCCACACGGACGACGCGACCAGUGACCGACCAAGCAGCCAAUAAAAUUUGUGGCAGACGAGCCCGUUGCUCUACAUUUAAGUUACAUCUGUAAUGCCUAGACACUAUUAAAAAAAAAAAAAAAAAAUCAAAA